This is a messenger RNA of Phyllopteryx taeniolatus (common seadragon), 6112 nucleotides long. It is a transcript of the gene ecpas, whose product is annotated as Ecm29 proteasome adaptor and scaffold. The record is from RefSeq and is a predicted model, not a curated record. Gene Ontology annotation, cellular component: nucleus; cytoplasm. The coding region runs from base 131 to 5659 and encodes 1842 amino acids. Gene Ontology annotation, molecular function: molecular adaptor activity. Lineage: Eukaryota; Metazoa; Chordata; Actinopteri; Syngnathiformes; Syngnathidae. Gene Ontology annotation, biological process: proteasome assembly. The transcript has 49 exons.
ACAGCUGAUUUGUGAACGUAUGAAUCCAAAGUUGUGUAAUUUUGUGAUUUGUGAGCACAUCGGGCACAUAGGGCUGCGGGUGCAGUGACGCUCGGUGAUCGGUAGGAGUCGCCAAUGAGCCUUUGCAAACAUGGCUGCCCAGGAUGAACUCAAUCAACUGGAGCGGGUGUUUCUGCGCCUGGGCCAUGCAGAGACGGAUGAUCAGCUUCAGGACAUUAUCUCCAAAUUUCUCCCACCCGUUCUCCUCAAACUCUCCAGUGUGCAAGAGGGUGUGCGGAAGAAAGUGAUGGAACUGCUCGUCCACCUGAACAAGAGGAUAAAAAGCAGACCUAAGAUUCAGCUACCAGUAGAAACUUUACUGGUUCAGUACCAAGACCCAGCAGCAGCCUCCUUUGUUACGAAUUUUACCAUUAUCUACAUAAAAAUGGGCUACCCUCGCCUGGAGGUGGGAAAGCAGUGUGAGUUGGCCCCCACCCUAUUAACGGCUAUGGAAGGCAAGCCACAACCUCAGCAGGACAGCCUAAUGCACCUGCUGAUUCCUACUCUUUACCAUAUGAAAUAUCCAGCAGACGCCUCCAAGAAAGCUUCUCCUUUUAACUUAAGUGAGCGGCCAAAGACAGUACAGCUCUUGCUGGAGUUCAUGUUGGACGUCUUGCUGAUGCCUUAUGGGUUUGUGCUGAAUGAAUCUCCCACUCGCCCUUCACCAUCCUCCUCCCAAGGGGCUUCUGCUGAUGGGGCUGCGGCGGCUGCAUCCGGGCAGAGUCUACCCCAAGCUCCCCCAGGGAUGAAUAUCUAUGCUGCCAAGAGGGUCAUAGGAGAGGCCCAGUGGACCUCUGAGCAGCUAGAGCAGUGUAAGCUGGGCAUAGUGAAGUUCAUUGAGGCAAAGCAAGUGCCAGAAGUGGAGACGGUGGUGCACCUGGUGGUGGCGUCCAGCGACACCCGACACAGCGUGGCCACUGCAGCUGAUCUGGAACUCAAGAGCAAACAGAGCAUUAUUGAUUGGAACAACCCCUUAAUAAUCAACAAGAUGUACAAGGUUUACCUGGGGGAUGUUCCUCUCAAAACAAAGGGCGGCACGAUGAAGCAUGAGCUGAAACAUGAACCAGUGAGCACGAGAGUCAAGUUAAAGAUCCUUCCACAUCUUUUACGCUCCCGUCUCGCUGCAGAGUGCUUCCCAGCUAAUAUCCAGGUUGUUUAUGAUGGUUUGUUUGGUGCCAACACCAACAACAAACUGCUCUCUCUCACCUUGCAGUUUGUCCAUCACAUCUGUAUGGUGUGUCCCGAUACUAAUAAGCCAUUAGGACUAAUGCUGCUGAAUGGCCUUACCAAGCUUAUUAAUGAGUACAAAGAGGAUCCCAAAUUACUAUGUGUUGCAUAUUCUGCUGUUGGAAAACUCUCAAGCCGUAUGCCUCAGCUCUUCACAAAGGAUAUUGCGCUGGUGCAGCAGUUUUUUGAGUCCAUGUGUAAGGAGGAGCCUGAUGUACGUCUAGCCAUCCAGGAGGCUUUGUCUAUGAUGGUUGGAGCCUAUGCCAACCUACAGGGGGCACUACUGAACUUGAUGGAGGCAUUGGUGGCUGCAUACAUUGUGAAGCCUGAGGUCCAAAUUCGCCAGGUUGCAAUGAAGUUUGCAAGUACAGUGUUUGGGCCUGAUCAUGUGCCAUCAAGAUACCUGCUGCUGCUCGCUGCUGGAGACCCGCGCGAGGAGGUGUCUGGGGAGGCUCAGAAGGUCUUGAGGAUGUUUCCGACUAAAAGUCCUGAGAAGGAGGGACCCAAGCCGAUUCCCUCCUUUCCGGAGAUGGUGGCCUACGUUCAAGAGAAGGCUUCUCAGAGAAUCAAGACUCCAGCCAAAUACAUUGUCGGAACUUCAGCUAUUCCCUUCAACCCAUCUGCCUUUGAAGAAAUUGUGCUGUACCUGAGGAUGUGUCUGGGAUACAGCGCGGGCGCCACGCCACAGUUCAUCCGACUUACAGACAUGCAGGACGACGCGCCAGUCAUCGGCCGCUAUGUCCGCACACUUCUGUCCUCUGAGUCUUUAGGGUCCAAGGGCGCUGAGAUCAAUCCUGUUCAUAUCUACUUGGACUUAUUGCAGCAGCUGCUGUCUGCCGUUGGAGGAAUUCCGGUAAUGUACUGUCUCUUGGAGGUGGUGUCUGUUUGCCCAGAGAAACUGGCUCCCAAGUUUGUUGAUAAAAUUGACUGGAUUAAGAGUCUGAUGAACACAAAUAAGGAGGACAUGAGGGAGCUUGCAGCCCAGCUGUACGCUGUGGUGGUCUCCACAAUGACGGGCAAUGAUCUACAGGCCGCCGUGCACAACUUGGUCAAAAUCACCAAAGACAACCGCAGUCCUGAGACCCAGCAUGGUGCCAUCUUGGCACUUGGCUACAUGGUGGGAAGGUACAUGAGCAAAAAGAAAGCUGCCGCAUGUAGUGAGCCGGCCCACAAGUGCAGCAUCACCUCUCGGGAAGAGGAUGACAUUGUUGCCAUGGCAACGAAGACAAUUGGCUCCUUCCUGGAGAACAGUAGUCCACUGUUGCCAGUAGCAGCAUGUACAGCUCUUGGAGAAAUUGGUCGGAAUGGAGCUCUGCUGAUUCCAGCAGAGGGUGACGGCCUCACCAAACUGUCCAUUGUAGAAAACCUCCUUGCACGCAUCCCCUCUGGCAAAGAGACUACCAAGAUAAAGGAACGGUCAAUCCAGACUUUAGGCUACCUACCAGUAGGAGAUGGAGACUUCCCUCAUCAGAAGAAGCUGCUACAGGGACUUAUGGACUCAGUAGAGGCCAAGCAAGUGGAGUUGCAGUUCACAGUGGGGGAAGCGAUUACCAGUGCUGCGUUAGGCACCAGCUCCGGCGCUGUAAGAGAUCCAUGGACCUGCACUGAAGACCAGUACAGCCCACCGUCAAAUGUCAAAAACAAUGACGUGGUUCCUUGGGUCCUCAACUCAGUGUUGUCGAAGUACAUUCCUAGCCAAAACCCUCAUGUCCGGCAGGCAGCCUGUAUCUGGCUUCUCUCCCUGGUUAAGAAACUCAGCCAACACAAGGAAAUCAAGUCCCAUUUGAAGGAGAUCCAGGUGGCGUUCAUCUCUGUUCUUUCAGAACCGGAUGAGUUGAGUCAGGAUGUGGCAUCUAAAGGCCUGGGCCUGGUCUAUGAGAUGGGUGGAGAGGCAGACCAGCAGGAACUGGUGUCCACCUUGGUGGAAACACUCAUGACGGGCAAAAGAAUAAAGCAUGCUGUGUCAGAAGACACGCAGGUGUUCCAAGGAGAGGGGAUUGGCAAAACACCUGAUGGCCACAGCUUGUCUACAUACAAAGAGCUCUGCUCGUUGGCAAGCGACCUGAACCAGCCUGAUCUCGUAUACAAAUUCAUGAACCUGGCCAACCAUCACGCUAUGUGGAACUCUCGAAAGGGUGCUGCAUUUGGCUUUCACAUGAUCGCCACCAAGGCCGGGGAGCAGCUGGCUCCAUUUCUCCCGCAGUUGGUGCCACGACUGUACCGCUACCAGUUUGACCCCAACCUAAGCAUUCGCCAGGCCAUGACCAGCAUUUGGGAUGCCUUAGUUACUGAUAAGACACUGGUGGACAAGUACCUGAAGGAGAUCCUGCAUGAUGUCAUUUCUAACCUCACCAGCAACACCUGGAGAGUGCGGGAGUCCAGCUGCUUGGCGCUCAACGACUUGGUUCGAGGCCGCCAGGCUGAUGACCUCAUCGAUCACUUGGCUGAAAUGUGGGAGACUCUUUUUAGAGUGCUUGACGAUAUCAAGGAAUCUGUGAGGAAGGCUGCAGAUCUAACACUGAAAACGCUCAGUAAGGUGUGCACUCGUAUGUGCGAGUCUACCGGUUCUACUGCCCAGAGAACUGUGGCAGCACUUCUGCCCACUUUGCUGGAGAAGGGUAUAGUCAGCAAUGUCUCUGAAGUUCGCUCGCUCAGCAUCCAGACCCUAGUUAAGAUAAGUAAGACAGCCGGCGCCCGACUCAAGCCUCACGCUUCCAGACUUAUCCCGGCCCUCCUGGAGGCCCUGAGCAACUUGGAGCCUCAGGUCCUCAACUACCUCAGCCUCAGAGCCACAGAGCAGGAGAAGAGUGCCAUGGAUGCUGCCAGGCUCAGCGCUGCCAAAUCCUCUCCAAUGAUGGAAACCGUUAACAUGUGUUUGCAGCACCUGGACAUUACAGUGCUGGGGGAGCUGGUUCCCAGGCUUUGUGAGCUGCUGAAGAGUGGAGUCGGCCUUGGCACCAAGGGAGGUUGUGCCAGUGUGAUCGUUUCCCUCACAGUGCAGUGUCCCCAGGACCUCGCCCCAUACUCAGGUAAACUGAUGAGCGCUUUGCUCAGCGGCAUCCACGACAGAAGCGCUGUGGUUCAGAAAGCCUUUGCCUUUGCUCUGGGCCAUCUUGUCAGGACAGCUAAAGACAGCAGCGUGGAAAAGCUACUUUUGAAGCUCAACGCCUGGUACCUGGAGAAAGAAGAGCCAGUGUACAAGUCCUCUUGCGCGCUGACUAUGCACGCCAUUAGCCACUAUAGCCCCGAUGUGCUGAAGGCCCACGCGGGAGUGGCACUGCCGCUGGCUUUCCUGGGCAUGCACCAGGCACCCGGCGCUGACGAGGAGAAGGGAGAAAGUCAGGAUGCCACCUUGUGGGCCGAAGUGUGGCAGGAGAAUGUCCCCGGAAGUUUCGGAGGCAUCCGACUCUACAUGACUGAGCUCAUCGCCAUUACCCAGAAGGCAUUGCAGUCCCAGUCUUGGAAGAUGAAGGCUCAGGGUGCAGCUGCCAUGGCAACCGUUGCCAAGGAACAGACCGGCUCGUUGGUGACGCCACACCUGGGCUUGGUGCUGACUGCCUUAAUGCAGGGCCUGGCGGGACGCACGUGGGCGGGCAAGGAGGAGCUACUGAAGGCCAUUGGAUCAGUUGUCUCCAAAUGCAGCACCGAGCUCCAGAAGCCUUGUGCCGGCCAGCCCGCCACGUCGGAGGUGCUGGAGGUGGUCCUCAAGGAAUGUCGCAAGGAGAGUCUGGUGUACAAAAUGGCCGCCCUGUGCUGCGCGGGCGACGUGCUUCACAGCAGCCAGGACGACCGCUUUGGCGACAUGACCGACAUCCUCUUCCCGCUGAUAAAGAAGAGGUGCCCAGAGAGCGGCGCAGCGUCACUGAGGUCACGAGAGGAGGAGAAGGAUGACCUCACCACCAAGGAGAAAGAACUGCAGACGGCAGCUCUGCUCUGUGCUUUUGAGACCCUGGGGAAGACUUGGCCCAAGAACGCCCAGACCCAAUCUCGUUUCCAGGUGGAGGUAUGCAGCCUCAUGUGUGAUAAGUUGCAAUUGAGCACAUGGAAGGUGCAGCUUGCUGUUCUCCACUGCAUGAAGAACUAUUUCCAGGGAUUGUUGUUGUUUGAGAAGAACAGCAGCGACGUGAGCACGCUGUCGCUCAUCCUAACCCACACGUGUGCCGCUCUCACUCAUCCUUUAGAAAACAAAAGUUAUUCAUCUGUGAGGACGGAGGCCUUGUCCGUAGUGGAGCUGAUCGUGAAGAGAACAGGAGAGAGCGAGCAGUGGGAUUGUGUGUCGGUGAAGAGUCGGGAGCAGCUGCAGCGUUCGCUGUCUACGCUUCAGUCGGACAGCAGACCGGACCUGAGAGACAAAGCCCAAGAGCUGCGCAGGCACAUCCAGAGCCAACCCUGAAAACACGCACGCACCAGCCGCACUUACUCUGUGGCAAAAGUAAUAAGAAAUAACACAACUUGUGGAAGUUGUCUUUUGUAGUGUCCUUUCUAUUUGGCUCUUUGGACAGUUGUUGUAAUAAUACAUUUAAAUGUGAUGAACCAGAGUGCUUGACACUGUCUAACUGGCCCCGAAGAUGGGCUUUUACUACUGUCGAGCGUUUGUCUACUCGUUAAAUAUCAACAGCUCCUUUAACUUGGCUGACUGUUGCCAAAACGCUGAAAUUAAAGAUGACAGUACUUCAAUUACUCUUUACUCCCUUGUGUUGCUGAAAUCUUUGGUCGACAACUGUUUGCAAGAUGAAUGACUGGACUUUUUCCAUCAAGUCUUGAAACUAAGUUACAACCCUGUUUAAGUGAUAUGCUUUAGUUGUUUCAAUUUGUCACUAGUGAAAUAAAAACAACCUUGUCUCAA